Messenger RNA from Dromiciops gliroides (monito del monte), 3300 nucleotides. RefSeq names its product neuropeptide B (gene NPB). Gene Ontology annotation, molecular function: G protein-coupled receptor binding. The record is from RefSeq and is a predicted model, not a curated record. Lineage: Eukaryota; Metazoa; Chordata; Mammalia; Microbiotheria; Microbiotheriidae. The coding region runs from base 2855 to 3217 and encodes 120 amino acids. The transcript has 2 exons. Gene Ontology annotation, biological process: G protein-coupled receptor signaling pathway; feeding behavior.
GGUGACCCUGGACACAAGUCACUUAAUGUCUCUGUGCCUCAGUUUUCUCACCUGUAAAAUGUGGGAAUUGGACUCUUAUGGCCUCUAAAGUCUCUUCCAUUUCUAAAUAUAUGAUCUGGAACCAUAUUGGCCAUUGAAGCUGGUCAUUUGUCGUCCCCCCCCCCCUUUCAUUUAUUUUAUUAAUACUCUUGUUCAUAUCAUUGUAACACCUUAAUGGUACCUGAUCCACUAAAGCCCUCCCUCGUAACAAAUUAUUACAGUUAAGUAAAAUCAACACAUUGGCCAUGUCUUAUAAUGAUUGGUCACUAGAUUUUGACACUACUAAGAUCAGUGAUAUGAAGUGUUUCUUUUUUUUAAAGACUGUUUCCCUGUCUUGCUCAGAUUAUAAAUUCAUGGGUCCAGUCCCAUUCUAGUCAGCAUAGGAACUUGGACCUCCUCCAUUUCUAAUCUAAGCCAGUUUGAACCUUCCUAGGCAACUUGAGACCAUCCUCCAACCUCCACCCCCCCACUCCCACCCUCACUCUUGGGCUCACCAUGUUAACAUAGUACUUGGUGUAAACAAACUGCAGCUCAGGACUACCAGCUUUAGGAGAUCUGCCGGCCUCAGUGUCCCUAAUAGGAAGUACAAUACCGGCACGCCCAGCUUGUCAUGGGUUUGUCAUUUUCCUUUAGGUUACUUAUAGUCAUUUUUGGCCCUGUGACAUCAUAAAAUGUUGGAGAGAGAAAAAAAAGCCCCUUAGGAAUAAUCUAGUUCAACUUCAAUAUAGAGAGAGCUUGUUUUCCAUUCCCACUGUCUCCUUCAGAAUUCAGAUAAGCUUUAGGAAGCAGGCUAGGCUUGCCUGUCAGUGAUGCUGGAGGAUGUUUCCAAAGUCAUAGCAUGGCUGAGCUGGAAGUAUUUCUCCAGGGAAGCAGCAAAAAGUAUAGGUUGUCUUAACAAAAACUGUAGACAUGGGGCAGCUAGGUGGCGCAGUGGAUAAAGCACCGGCCCUGGAGUCAGGAGUACUUGGGUUCGGAUCCGGCCUCAGACACUUAACACUUACUUGCUGUGUGACCCUGGGCAAGUCACUUGACCCCAAUUGCCUCAUUAAAAAAAAAAACAAACUGUAGACACCUUGAGGGCAGGUCUUUUCAAACCUAUUUUGUAUUUCUCAGGGCCCUUAAUGCUAUGCACACUGUAUACAUUUAAUGAAUACUCUUCAGAUAGUAUUGAAUACCCUUUAAAGGAGAGUAACCCUACUUUUAUUAGCCUUACAACCAUAGAAGGGCAAUAGGUUUUAGGUAAGAAUAGUUAGGGAUGAGGCAGCUAGGUGGCGCAGUGGAUAAAGUGCAGGCCCUGGAUUCAGGAGGACCUGAGUUCAAAUACUACUCAGACACUUGACACUAGCUGUGAGACCCUGGGCAAGUCACUUAAACCUCAUUGCCCAGCAAAAAAAAAAAAAAAAAGAUUAGGGAAGUCCAUCUCCUUGUCUGCCCUCCAGUCUUAAAAACUUCCUUGAAAUAUGCUGCUUCCUAUGGUCAUCUCAGUAGUGUGGGCUUCCCAAUCUCUGGCUGUCAUUCUCAGAUCCUCUGCCAGUUAUGGGAACCCACUGGUUUAGAACUGCCCCCCCCUUUCUUCUCUGGUGUUCCAGGAAAUGGCACCCACCCCAGAAUGGCCUUUGUUCUUAAGCUACCAAGACUUUGUAUUUUGGAACCAUUCCCCUUUGUCUCUCAGAUUGUCACUGACCCAAACAGACCCCCCCCUCCCAUGAUGAAACACCCUGCUAAGCUUUCAGAAUCUCCAUGGAAUCUUUGUGGUGCUCCUUGUUUAGGAACCUAUUUUAAAUGCUGAUAUCAAAGAGCUGCUUUUCUAUUCACUUCAAAUAAUGAGUUAAUGUCACUUUCUACCACCAGCCCAGAUUGGAUAUCUUUGCUGGCCCGAUCCUAUCCCGUGCUAUACACCUGCUGUAUCAUUCUGUUCAGGAACAAAUUGGCCACACAAUUUGUCACCAUUGCCCCAACCCUUAACGGACCAUGCUCUUUCUUUUCCCCAAUCUGAACUUGGGGUUCUUAGGGCUGGCUAAGUUAGGAUAAACUGCAAAUACUUGAAAUCCUUUGGGUAUCAGCCCACGUUUUCCGCCUUACCUGGUGUGUGUGCCUUCUAAAACAAAUUGGGUUUUGAUCCCUUGGGUUGUGUAAAAGGGAGGGGUCCAUGAGAAAGGGCGGGACAUCAGACUAUAUUUGGGAAAACUGGGAUGGUUCUAUGGCCGGCUCUAGGUUCUACGGUUAUCCAGCCUAGCUCAUUCGUGGGCUCGUGAGUGUGGGUUCUCACCUGGACUAGAAAACUCAUCUGUUAUCCAGUCGGCCUGAUGUCUUUGUGUCCCCUGAGCUACUAAAUCUGAUAGCGUCAGGUUCCACCUUCUGAAUUGGGCUGAGCCAGUCCCGGGGCGUGGCUGCACUAGGAGAUGGCCAGACUUUGCAGGUUCCCAGGCCAGAGAGAGCUUUUUGGCUGCACACUUCCAUCUCUCUGAAGGGGAGCAAAGAACUUCCCACAACUCCGGCUGGACACCCUUUCCCCAAGUGGAGGUGGUGCUGCCCGGGUUUUAGACAAGCUUCCGAGCCCGCUCCUCACCUCCUCCCCCGCGGCUUCCCGCCUCCCUCCUGCCUUUGCUGUGUUUGGGGUGUUGCACUGGGGGGCGGGGAGGGCUCGGAGCCCCCCAGGCCCGCCUCCCCCUCCUCUCCGCACGCAGCGUGCGCUUCCCCAAUGUUGAUAUAAGGAGCAGUCGAGCUCCUCCGAGACUCAGAGCUUCUGGUGGCCGAAGGAGGGGUUGCUACAGCUUGUCCGUCGUGAGUCCGUCCGUCUCAUCUGCGCUCCCCAAUGCCUUCCUCCGGGAAGCUGGUGGCGGCCAUCCUGGCACUCGGCCUCCUGCUGGUGCCACCCGGCCACGCCUGGUACAAGCAGUCAGCCGGCCCCAGCUACUACUCCGUGGGCCGGGCGUCGGGGCUGCUGUCCGGCAUCCGCCGCUCUCCGUAUGCCCGGCGCUCUGACCCGGUGCUGGACGCCCCUGCAAGCAGCACCUUUGCCGAGCCUCGGACCAGCCUUCGGAACCUCGCGGUGUGUGUGAAGGACAUCGCUCCGAAUCUGCAGAGCUGCGAGCUGCUCCCAGACGGACUCGGGACUUUCCAGUGCAAGGCAGAUGUUUUCCUGUCUCUGGACUCGGCCGACUGUCUCAGCACCUGACGAAGGAAUCCUGUCCCCAGCAUCCCUGGGACGGAAAUGAAGAGCUGAGGCCUCGGCGUCUCAACCCACCUCCUCCCCCUCCU